AUGCGCCUUCAGGACGGUCACCCCUGCCAGGAUGACCAGUUCGGCGUCACGAACCUGAGCGGCAAGCCCGGCUUCAUCCCCAACGACGGUAUCAACGAGUCGAACCUGUCCAAGCACAUCGUCGAGUGCGUCGGAGGAGUGGUCAAGUCCUACGAUGCUGACAACUACAUGCAAAUCAACUACGAGGCGCCUCACAUUCAGGCCGCCGUUAUGCGCGCAAACAUGCCACUGGCUCGUUUCAUUGUCCACUGUCCUCCUUGCAUCUCCGCCGUCACGACCGCUGUACAUCUCUGUCAGGGGAAUGAGGACGCCAUCACCGAGUGGUUGGUCCGCGUUGAUCACCGUCUUGGUUGUGCUUGCUGCCCCAGCACCGACAGCGCCCUGGCGCGUCUGUCCAUGAUUGCUGACACCAUCGUGGACGCCAAAACUGGUCAUCACUGGGCUAAGCCGAACAGCCCCGAGGCUCGUUGGAUGAAGUACAUUGAUCGUGCGUGGCUCGAAGGUGUCCUCUACCACGCGGAUGACGCGGAUGACAAGACUCCUGCAUCGACACCUUCCUCUAGCAAGCAUGUGACCGAUGCUGGCCACGACUACGCGGGAAUCCGUCAGCUCCUGUCUUUCGAGGGCAAAGUUCGCGAGAACACAGUCGCCGUCAUCCUGGCCGAUGUCGACAGCGCUUCUUGGAUCAUCAACGCGGCGCCCUUUCCCACGGUGAAGCGUCAGCCCCGCACCGGAGAGAUGUUUCAUGUGGAAGACAACAUCGUGACCAAGACGUUCAAGCGGUCUUUCCUCGGCACAUUCGAAACGAAGGGAGCCUUGAAGCGCCGUCGAGUCGCCUCGCCGCCGCCUGAGACUGCCAAGCCCACCCGCAAGGCUUUGGCCCAGCGCAAGGGUCGACUCUCUAAGGUGGCUGUCGGUGAGGACGAGCUCCAGUGA
This is a messenger RNA of Diaporthe citri, 936 nucleotides long. RefSeq lists its product as uncharacterized. The record is from RefSeq and is a predicted model, not a curated record. The coding region runs from base 1 to 936 and encodes 311 amino acids. Lineage: Eukaryota; Fungi; Ascomycota; Sordariomycetes; Diaporthales; Diaporthaceae. The transcript is spliced from 2 exons.